Messenger RNA from Cyprinodon tularosa, 2176 nucleotides. Its product is annotated as sterol 26-hydroxylase, mitochondrial. The coding region runs from base 53 to 1651 and encodes 532 amino acids. The record is from RefSeq and is a predicted model, not a curated record. The transcript is spliced from 10 exons. NCBI's taxonomy places the organism in Eukaryota, Metazoa, Chordata, Actinopteri, Cyprinodontiformes, Cyprinodontidae. Gene Ontology annotation, molecular function: iron ion binding; oxidoreductase activity, acting on paired donors, with incorporation or reduction of molecular oxygen; monooxygenase activity. Gene Ontology annotation, cellular component: mitochondrial inner membrane. Gene Ontology annotation, biological process: cellular response to peptide hormone stimulus; glucocorticoid biosynthetic process; cholesterol metabolic process.
AUCGCCCCAUAGUUUAAUCCUCCAUCAGCAGUCGGUGCUGUCAGUCUGAACCAUGGGCUGCCGCUCAGCUCUAGCCUGGCCUCUCCGCCUCCCUGCGCUCUCCACCCGGACACUGAGAGCACUGCGACCCGAGGCCUCCUCCGCAGUCUGGAGCAGGAGGAACCUGAACGUCCCAGCGGCCAGUAGGCAGGAGGGGAAGCUGAAGACAGCCGCUGACCUGCCGGGGCCCAGCUGGUCCACCACUCUGUACUGGCUGUUUGUUAAAGGAUACGCUGACAGGGGCCACUUACUGCAGUGUUUACAGAAGAGACUGUAUGGGCCCAUCUGGCGCUCCAGGUUCGGUCCCUUCGACAUGGUCAACGUAGCGUCUCCAGAGCUCAUAGCUCAGGUGAUCCAGCAGGAAGGCCGCUACCCGAUUCGAAUCGAACUGCCUCACUGGAAGGAGUACCGGGACCUGAGGGGACAGGCGUACGGCCUGCAUGUGGAGACAGGGCCAGAGUGGUACCGGAUCCGCAGCGUCCUGAACCCCAAGAUGCUGAAGCUGCAGGAGGUUUCAGCCUACGCCCCCGUCAUCCACCAGGUGGUGGGAGACCUGCUGGGACGGGUGGAGCUUCUUCGCAGUCGCAGUCCAGACCGGGCCACAGUUCGUAAUCUGGCAGCUGAGCUCUACAAGUUUGGCUUUGAAGGUAUUUCUGCUGUCCUGUUUGAGACCAGGCUGGGCUGCCUGCAGGAGGAGAUCCCCGAAGACACGCUGCGCUUCAUAGCUGCUGUCAACAACAUGCUGACGCUGUCUGACAUUGUUAUCCUGAUGCCAUGCUGGAGCCGCAGCAUCCUCCCCUUCUGGAAGCGCUUCGUCCAGGCCUGGGACGACCUUUACGAUGUAGCUCAGAAACUGGUGGACAGAAGAACGGCUGAACUGAAAGCUCAGAUGUGCAGCGGGGAGCCUGCAGAGGGCAUGUACCUGACAUACCUGCUGUCAUCCGACAAGCUGAGCCGAGCUGAAAUCUACAUCAGUGUGACGGAGCUGAUGCUGGGAGGGGUCGACACGACAUCUAACACCCUGUCCUGGGCGUUGUACCAUCUAGCGAGAGACCGCAGGGUUCAGGAGCGCCUGCACAGAGAAGUAGAGUCUGUCUGUCCUGACGAGCAGCAGCCGACCACGGGCGACCUGAGCAGGAUGCCGUACCUGAAGGCCGUCAUUAAGGAGACGUUACGCCUGUAUCCUGUGGUGCACGGAAACGGGCGCUUCGUUUCAGAGAAUGAGGUGGUGGUGGACAACUACUGGUUCCCCAAGAAGACCCAGUUCCACCUGUGUCACUAUGCAGCCGCCCACGAUGAAGCCGAGUUUACCAAAGCGGAGGAUUUCAUCCCGGAGCGCUGGCUGAAUGUGGAGCCUCCCAGCAGACACGCCGGCAGAGCCAAUCCGGGCUUCUACCAGCACCACCCCUACAGCUUCAUCCCGUUUGGAGUGGGCGUGCGGGGCUGCGUGGGGAAGAGGCUGGCAGAGAUGGAGAUGCACUUCGCUCUGUCCAGGCUGAUCCAGCGUUAUAAGGUGGAGCCGGAAGACGGAGCGCCGGUCGUGGAGCCCAAAACACGAACUCUGCUCAUCCCUUCAGAACCCAUCAACCUGCGGUUCCUACCACGAACCUAAAGGUUACCAGGAAGCGACGACAUCUCUUCUAAAAACCUAGAUGCAUAAAGUCUGGGCCAAACGCUCACAUUCUGCUCGCUGCCCUGCAAAUGGAGAAGCACAAAUACAGCAAGUUACCAUGAGGUUUUAAUAAACAGGGUUAAAUACCAGUGUUAGAAAUAGGACAGCAUCACCUCUUCAAAGGCGCAUACUGUUUAUGUAAAUCCUGCACAAACUAAAUUCCACUUCAUCUCUAAUGAUGCUUUAGAUUGGCAGACAUUAGCUUACACUCAAACCUUUUUUUAAAGAUGGUGUUAGUGUUGGUGGGCUUUAUUUUUUAGGUCAGCUGACAGGAAAUGGGGUUGAGAGGUGGGGAAGACUGGGUUUGGGACUUUAUGAAGACACGGCAGCGUUCAGGACCAAGGCCUGCCGUAGGAAGAAUGGCUUAUGCAGCAUUCCAUUCCACUCCCUGCAGCUUUUUCCUUACUGUACCCGAUAUCCUGGCCAUUAAGGAGACAGACCGCAAGCUUACAGCACCAUAGAGUU